Molecule: messenger RNA, 2306 nt
Organism: Anguilla rostrata (American eel)
Lineage: Eukaryota; Metazoa; Chordata; Actinopteri; Anguilliformes; Anguillidae
Product: caspase-6-like
Exons: 8
Coding region: 89-991 (300 amino acids)
Biological process (GO): apoptotic process; positive regulation of neuron apoptotic process
Cellular component (GO): cytoplasm
Source: RefSeq, a predicted model, not a curated record
GUUUUUCAAACAUUUAGGUUGGUUAAAUUUGCUCGAUCGUCCAAGCGAGUUACAUUGUGUCAGAAUCGUUGUGUGAUACGGAACUCUCAUGGAUACCUCAGGUGAUCGUCCUCAGGGGAGGGUUGAACAAGAUAGUAAACCCAUAGGCCAGACAACAGCCAAGUCUGGAAACAUUACAGAAGUUGAUGCCUCCAGUAGUGGACAUGACGACCUGGACCCCGCAGAGGAGUACGCCAUGAAUCACAACAGACGCGGCUUGGCUCUCAUCUUCAAUCAGGAGCGUUUCUUUUGGCAACUACGCAUGCCCGAGCGCCACGGUACCAAUUCCGAUAGUUGGAAUCUCGCCAAGAGAUUAAAGGAGCUGAAUUUCGAAGUGAAGGCACAUGACAAUCUCAAAAUGGCAGAAGUUUGUGAUGUAAUCACGGAAGCUGCAAACGCCAACCACACUGACGCUGACUGCUUCGUCUGUGUGUUCUUGAGCCACGGCGAGAACGAUCACAUCUACGCCUACGACGGCAAGUUCAGCAUCCAGGAAAUCGCCGCGCUGUUCAAGGGAGACAAGUGCAAGAGUCUGGUGGGAAAACCCAAAAUCUUCAUUUUCCAGGCGUGCCGCGGUGAAGAACACGACGUUGCGGUCACGCCCAUGGACGUGGUGGACAACGAGGUGAAGACUAACGAGGUGGUGGUGGACGCGGGGGUGGUCUGCACCCUGCCCGCCGGGGCGGACUUCCUCAUGUGCUACUCGGUGGCGGAAGGGUACUACUCUCACAGGGAGACCAUCAACGGCUCGUGGUACAUCCAGGACCUCUGCCAGCUUCUGCACAAGUUCGGGGGGAAGCUGGAGUUCACGGAGCUGCUGACGCUGGUCAACAGGAAGGUGUCCAUGCGGAGGGUGGGUCGGAGCGCCGACCCCAGCGCCAUCGGCAAAAAGCAGGUGCCCUGCUUCUCCUCCAUGCUCACCAAGAAACUCUACUUCAGACCCAAGGUCUGACCUCUGUACCCAGCAAGUGGCUAAAAAACGAAUAAGUUUUUAAAAAUCCUCAGGGUUUUUUUUACAACAAAAAAAAAACAAGGUGCACAUACAAUUAGAAUAAAUCUGAUUUGUUUCCUUUUACUUGAGAUUCCAUGGUGGUGGUGGUGGUGGUUUAUGUAAUUUAGGGGUGUGGUUUUGUAGCAAUACUGUCAUUAAAGAACCUGCAGGGAGAUCGAACUGGGGUAAAUGAGAUUUCAGUUGUUUAUCUUGAAGAUGCUUUCAAUUUAUAUGAAAUUAACUUUCCUCUUAAGCUUUAUGUGAUCAAGUCUGAGUUUGUUUCACGAAAAAGGGAAUUUCCGUAUUUGGGUAGUUUGUUAUGCUCUGAGACAUUCACAUGAUGAAUCUGUCUUAAUGUGUGAUUUUAAAAAUGAAUCAUUGAUAAAGCCAUGGAGAGUCAAUCUGUAGGACUGUAGAAUAUUUACUUUAAUUCAAAUGCUGGAAUCCUGUGAAUCGCCUGUCACCUAAUCCAAAAUGGCAUUUUAACCUACAAGAUGUCUAAAUUGAUUUCAAUUUUAAGAAUUUUAAAAAAAUUACUUUUAUCUUGGAGUCCUACUUGUCAUCACCCUAUCCAGUGUCCUAUUGGAAAUUGGGCUUUAAGUGUGAAUUAGAAAUGGGCUCUAAAUAUGAAAGCCAAAAUCUAACUUGUGUAUCUACCUGUACCUUCACACAACAUCACCUCCCCUGAGAUUGUAGCUCUUACAAUUGUAGCUAUCUGUUUGCAGCAUCAGAUAAUCAUAACUAAAUGAUUAAGCUGACAAGCUGUUUUACAUGAACACGGUCUAAACGUGAAAUUUUAUUGUGAAAGCCUGUUUAGCUCCAUUUUGUUAGGAAGUUCAGUAAGUGAAGCGGAAAUGGGAACCAGCCAAAAUUCGGUAAAGACCUUUAGUAGUUACUAGUCCGUUCGGUCAACAUAAACCGCUGCAAAUUGCAUAAAAAUAGUUAAACAAACUUAAUAAACUGACAAGGCCGUGUCUGUUAUGAAUUAAUUGCUGUAGGUGCAGAAUUGCAGAUUUAUUAGUGACUGUCUUAACUGCCUGUUGAAUGUUCAUAACCUAUACAAACUUGAUUCAAACUCUUGAACACAACUGCAAAUAGACUGGUUAAUAUGCAUGUCAUUUUUGUAUUGUUUAGGGAUGGAAUUUGUACUUUUUUUAUACGUAUAAAUAAGCACACUAUCUGUUUGAGAGACCUAUUUUAAAAGUACAACAGCCUUUUGAAAUCCUGUCUGGUUAAUAAUCUGUAAGACGUGCAAUAAAAUGAAAAUGACGUGUCA